This is a messenger RNA of Exophiala oligosperma, 1239 nucleotides long. RefSeq lists its product as uncharacterized. The record is from RefSeq and is a predicted model, not a curated record. Lineage: Eukaryota; Fungi; Ascomycota; Eurotiomycetes; Chaetothyriales; Herpotrichiellaceae. Bases 1 to 1239 code for a protein of 412 amino acids. The transcript is spliced from 2 exons.
AUGACGGCUUUUCGCGUCGAAUCAUGGAUAUGGUACUCGUUCACGAUCUGUACCAUCAUUGCGCGACUUGUCGCGAGGUUAUUACAUUUCAAGUCGGUCCUUCGCCUUCAAAUCGAGGACUUUUUGAUGGUGUUUUUGACAUGCCUCUACACCGUUCUCAUUGUGUUCCUCAACAUCGACCUGACAGUCUCGACUAAUCUAAUCGAUCCCGCUCAUCCAGUUGAACUGACCCCUCACGAGAUACACACGAGGACAUGGGGCGCAAAGACGGUCCUUCUCGUGGAGCAAUGCAUGUGCGCCGUCCAGUGGGGCACCAAGAUCUGUCUGUUGCUUCUGUACUGGAGAAUCACGCAGAACUUGAAGCAAGCUCUCGUCGUCAAGUGCGCCGCCGCAUAUGUUGUCCUGACUUACAUCGUCAUGGAAGUCUGCUACUUUGGCGUCUGGUGUCGACCGUUUCACGAUUACUGGAAAACCCCGACCGACAACACCCAAUGCACGACCGCGCUGCACCACCUCAUCAUGAACCUGACGUUCAAUUUGACCAGCGACAUCCUGAUCCUCUCCAUCCCUCUACCUCUGUUCUUGACUUCACACCUCGAAUCCAAGCGCAAACUCCUCCUGGUUUUCCCGUUCAGUUUGGGCAUCUUCACCAUGAUCUGCGCCAUCUUGAGCAAAGUGGCCAGCUUCAAACACCCCUACAGCUCCGAGUGGGUUUAUUGGUACUGUCGGGAGGCGAGCACGGCCAUGAUUGUCAGCAACAUGCCUUACAGCUGGGCGUUGAUUCGGAGGGUGUUCCAUCUCAGGUCGUUCUUGGGCGACUCCACCGCAAAUCGCAUGCAAGAGGGUGCACCGUCGAGGUUGGACGGACAGAGUUUGGGAGGAAUUCCCUUGACGACUCAGCUUCGCUCAAGACAGUCCAACGCUCAGGAAGUAAGUUCGAGAAAGAUCUCCUGGACGCCGUCGCUCUUUCAAAAGAAACAUGCUGCCCACAGCAACCGAGAUGCGACUACAACGACAACAACCAGAGCCUCGGAGAGUGACGCAUCUGCGAGAGACAAAGAGGUGGAUGCCGAAAAGUCGGCUCCAUCCAGUAGCGAUGGUAUCAUUCAACCAAACACGAAAUCGACUCGCGAUCCGGGAACUGAUUGGGCCUUGGAUCGUUUAUAUCCUCUGGACGACGAUGAAAUUGACGGUGAAAUCGCCAAGUUGGAUGUGACGCAACGGCGAUACGAUGGCUGA